AUGUCUUCAGUCCCCCCUGAUAACUCGCUGCUUACUCUUCCGGUCGACCUUCUCAAGGGCAUAACCAACAGCCUUGAGUCAUCUGACGAGAAGUCGCUGAAGCUCACGUGUCGCCGUAUGAAUCUGCUUCUCGCGCCCCCGCCUGCGGCACACACACUCAGGGGAGAUAAGCCAGCCAGGGACGGCAGGUCAACCCCGCUGCCUCAAAGUCCCCUCCCAGAGAGUGCGGCAAUCACCCUACAGCAGCUGGAGCAGGAGAACCACGAGGUCGAACAACGCGAUGAGCAAAGGGGCAUGGAGCUUUCCGAUACGGAAGAUGGGUUUGGCGACGACGACAACAGGUCAGACAUGGGCUCGAAGCCGACCAAGUACAAGGGCAGCAAGAUCCUGAACUGGACGGCCCAGCUCGACUCGGCGCCGUCGAGCCCGAGGCUGCGCAGUCCCGCGUCAUUCAUGCAUGGCUCCAGACCAGAAUCGCCGCGCCCUGCAGAGGCUGAGCUGCCUGCGAGGGAGUAG
This is a messenger RNA of Diaporthe amygdali, 516 nucleotides long. RefSeq lists its product as uncharacterized. The record is from RefSeq and is a predicted model, not a curated record. The transcript has a single exon. NCBI's taxonomy places the organism in Eukaryota, Fungi, Ascomycota, Sordariomycetes, Diaporthales, Diaporthaceae. Gene Ontology annotation, molecular function: protein binding. Bases 1 to 516 code for a protein of 171 amino acids.